Phalacrocorax carbo (great cormorant) is the source of this 474-nucleotide messenger RNA. Lineage: Eukaryota; Metazoa; Chordata; Aves; Suliformes; Phalacrocoracidae. The record is from RefSeq and is a predicted model, not a curated record.
AUGCCGCGCAUUGAAGGCACGCCGCACCCAUCCCCUUCGAGGGCACCAAAGCACCGCAAGCCACCCCUGUCGGACAUCAUCCUCCGCGCCGCCCGCCUCUCCACCACCCGCAAAGGCGUUUCGCUCACCUUCAUUAAGAAGAUGGUCGCCAGCGAGGGCUACGACGUGGCGCGGAACGGCAGCCGCUUGAAGGCAGCUGUGGGGACUUUGGUCGAUAAAGGAUUGCUGCGGCGGGUAACGGGCAGCGGCGUCGCCGGUUCGUUCCGUAUCGGCAGUAAGGAGCGAGCGGAGGGAAGCGGGAGGGCGGCCGGUAGAACCCGUCGUCGCCACUCCGGGAAGAGAAAGGGACCGAAGCGGGUGGUUAAAUCCGUGACGCAGCGGUUGAAGAAAGCGGGACGAGCCCGGGGAAAAGCGGAGGCGGCGGGCGCGGAGGCGGCUGGGGGUCCCGUGGAGGUGGAGGAGGGCGAGUGUUAG